This is a messenger RNA of Rattus norvegicus (Norway rat), 3400 nucleotides long. The record is from RefSeq and is a predicted model, not a curated record. Lineage: Eukaryota; Metazoa; Chordata; Mammalia; Rodentia; Muridae.
CAUAUAGAAAGUAAGAGUUCUGUAAAUGUAACUUUUUUUUUAAACUUAAAAUGAAUAGAAGUCUCUGGGGUUAAAAAUUUGUAGAAGCUGUAUGAACAGAAGCUAGAUUUCAAAGAAAUAUGGAUUGGAAGGAGUUAAAAGAGCUUUCUUGGCUUCUGAAAAAUGUUCAGCGAUUAGCCAAUUAAAGGCUGGCAGCAUAGGAGCAUACAGGCAUAAAAAUGUAUUAAGUUGUACACCUAAGAUUUGCACAUUUAUAUGCAUGACACUCACAUGGAUGUGCAGCUAAUACUUUAAAAAAGGUAUCCAACUUGACCUGAAGAUAGGUUUUUCUAUAUUAUUUUUAUUUAUUAGAAAAGCAUUUAGCUUUAGAUCUGGCAUGCCAAUAGCUCACCACCUUGAGAGCUGCAGUUGUCUGUCUCUUGGAUGUGGUCCUGUUUCAGAGCCAGCCUGGAGCUGACAAGCAUAUUGUGAGGGUCAUGCUUCAUCACCAUUGACAGCUGGAGAUGAUGCCACCACAUGCCUUUGGCAGAAAGGCUCAGGGAAAACCAGGCAGUGGACUGUGCUGCCUACCCUUAGGCUGCGAGGCACAGCCCUGGAAACAGGAGGAUUAAAAAGCCUCUCAAUUUAAAGAGACAAGGGGGAGGGGAGUGUGGGCUGCACAGUUUAUAAAUAGACAGUGCUCCAGGCUGCCUGAUGAUGAAGUGGUUGUUUGGUAAAUUUUUCUUUUUUAAGGAUGCCAUUAUCAGAGACCAUUUCAAAUACCAGUUUCGUUUAGUGUUCUUGGUGGGCUUCAUCAACCCUUGGGCUAUAUUUCUGGAGUUUUAGGGGCAGGCCUUUAAUAUUUAGAUCCCAUGGAGCACAGAGAUGAUGAUGAUGAUAAUGAUGAUGUGUCUUUUGCCAAGUGGAUGAGCAGCUUUUGGGGUCACAGCUGGAGAGACAAGGAUGAGCGAGGACUCCGGGACCACCACCGACUACAAGAAGCGAGCUACAGGAAGGCUUCGCUGCCCUGCCCAUUUCCUGCAUUUCCCAGCAUUGCUCCAUCCGACUGCUACCCUAGAAGACAUUCUCACGAGGACCAGGCAUCCCGAAGACACCUUCCAAUGCGGUAUCACAGGAAAUGCUCAGUGGAUGGGUCAUUUCGGGAGCCAAUAGAACCACCAAGAAGAGCUCAUUCCAAAAUGCAGGAAUUUUCAGAAUCCUUUGCACAACACCUGUGCCUUCAAACCAAGUGCUCUCCUGCGGGACCCAAGGGGAGGAAGGAGAGAAAUGAAAGACAUUGCCUAGAGACUAACAUGAGAUCCUACAAGAAAGUGGAGGACAGAAGGACCUCAAUGAAGGAAACACCUGGAGACGAACCCAUGGCUCCUCUGAUUGAAAAGGGGCCUGAAUAAUAAUGCUUUGUUUCAACAUUGCCAAGACAGAUGUCACUGGUUGUUCUGAGACCCAGAACUUCCUGCAGAAUGACAUCUGGAAAGGGUUUUAGCAGAUGCUUAGACUACAGUGGGCAGUUGGAAUGGCUGCUUCUCAAGAUGGCUUGUGUUACACUCAAACUGUCUCUGGCAUCUUGCUUGAGUGUACGAUGUUCCUCUCCUUCUGUGAUAAGAAGAAAUGGUGUUUGAAUAAAAUAAAGGAAUCCCUGACAUUAUAAAAUUUGGUUUCUAAUGAGUCACAUAUGUGUCAUCACUAAUUCCUUUUCGUUAUUCACCUCCCACAUCAUCCUAAACAAAAGUCCUUGUCUCCAAUCUUACUUCCUUCUUCAGGUAAUUAAGCUGUAUAAUAGCCAUCACUUAAUGAAAACUACUAAUUAACAUAAGUAGUAUCCUGAAUGAUUUAACACAUUACCUAAAGCAAUCCUUAACACACUGAAGUGAGGUCUCUAUUGGCUCUCUUAAACUCAAAUCUAAAAGGACAUAGCAUUCAUUAGCUCUCUUGUUGGUGUGACAGAAUUCCUGGCAUGCGCAACUUCAGUUUCAUAGUUUAAUAGGUGUCAUUACUUCAUGACGGAUAGGGCAUAAUGGAGCAGAGGAGGCCACUCCAUGGUGGCCAGGAAGCAGAGUAAGACAAGAGUGGAAGAGGCAAAAUAUGCUCUUCAAAGUCAUACUUUUUCCCUUUUUAUUAAAUUUAUUUAUUUACUACCUUUACAACCCAAUGUCAGCCCUUCCUCUCCUUCUAGUACUCCCUCAUGCAAGUUCUACCCAAUUUCCUCUUCCCCUUCUAUUUUGAGAUGGGGAAACUCCCUUGGGUGUCAUCACCCUUGUCCACCCACCCACAAACACAUCAAGUUGGACUAGACACAUCCUCUCCCACUGGGGUCAGACAAGGCUGCCCAUUUAGGAGUGCAGGAUCCACAGGUAGGCAGGCAGGCGACAGGGACAGGGACAGCUUCUGCUCCAGUUGUUUGGGGGAUCCACAUGCUGCUCAUCUGCUACAUAUGGGCAGGGGUCUAGGUCCAGCCUGUGCUCACUUGUUGGUUGGCGAUUCAGGCUCUGGGAACUUCAAAGGGUCCAGGUUAGUUGACUCUGUUGGUCUUUUUGUGGAGUCCCUGUCCUGUUUCAGUCCCUCAAUCUUUCUCCCAACUCUUCUGUAAGACUCCUCGAGCUCCAUCUAAUAUUUGGUGUAAGUCUUUGCAUCUCUUUCCAUCGGGUGCUGGGUAGAUCCUCGCAGAGGACAGUUAUGCUAGGUUCCUUUCUGCAAGCAUAACCAAGUAUCACUAAAUUGGUUCUUGCCCAUGAGAGGUGUCUCAAUUUGAGGCAGUCGCUGGUUGGCCAUUCCCUCCAUCUCUGCUCUAUCUCUACCCCUGCAUAUCUUGUAAACAGGACAUAUUUUGGGUAAAAGACUUUGUGUUGUUGUCCUUCUUCUACUGGGAAUCCUGGCCAGCUAUAGGAAGUGGCCAUACACCCCACUGAUAGGAAUCUCAGCUAGAAUCAUCCCCUCAGAACCUUUGAGGACUCUCCCCAGUCUAGGUCUUUGGCUCCUCCUAGAGAUCGCAACCCCCCAAGCUAAUCUCCCUUGUCUCUUUCUGAGAUUCUACCUUACACCCAUCAGAAUAGUUAAGAUUGAAAACUCAAAGUACAGCACAUACUGGCAAGAUUGUAGAGCAAGAGGAACACUCUUUCACUGUUGGUGGGAGUGCAAACUUUACAACCACUCUGGAAAUCAAUUUGGUGGUUUCUCAGAAGAUUGGGGAUAGUUAUACCUCAAGAUCUAGCUCUCCCACUCCUGAGGAUCUAUCCAAAAGAUGCUCCACCAUCCCACAGAGAUACUCGCUCAACUAUUUUCUUUUCAGCUUUAUUUAUAAUAGCCAGAAACUGGAAAUAGCCUAAAUGUCUCUCAACUGAAAAAUGGAUACAGAAAUGUGGUAUAUCUACACAAUAGAAUGCUAUUCAGCCAUUAAAACAAA